Molecule: messenger RNA, 3762 nt
Organism: Anguilla rostrata (American eel)
Lineage: Eukaryota; Metazoa; Chordata; Actinopteri; Anguilliformes; Anguillidae
Gene: ubac1
Product: UBA domain containing 1
Exons: 10
Coding region: 268-1554 (428 amino acids)
Cellular component (GO): ubiquitin ligase complex
Molecular function (GO): protein binding
Source: RefSeq, a predicted model, not a curated record
CUCCAGGGUUCAGAGUUGAAUCUCGUAACUUACAACUGAGCGACAAAAUAGGUAGGGAGCUGGCCUCCGUGAAAGGUAAAUAAGUGGAAGCCCUGGCAAGUUCGACAUAAAAAUAACUUCAUUGUCAUUACGGUUAAAUCCGAUCGGACAACUGGACAAUGUUUGCCGAAUAAGAACCCAUCACGUCUGGUGUUUUGUCGUGUUGUUAUCGAGUUCCAGCAAGGUAAAAGCCACCGAGCUAGCUUGCUAGCUAGCCAGUCAGCUAACAUGUUUGUGCAGGAGGAAAAGAUAUUUGCUGGGAAGGUACUGAAGAUUCAUGUCUGUACCAUGGAAGGGACGGAAUGGCUGGAAGAGAUAACCGAGGAUACUACAGUUGAAAAACUCAAAGAGAAUUGCUUAAAACACAAUGCACACGGAAGCCUGGAGGACCCAAAGGCUGUGACACAGCACAAACUCAUCCAUGCUGCUUCAGAGAGAGUACUUACAGACACCAAAACCAUAGCAGAGGAAAAUAUCAAAGAUAAAGAUGUUUUACUGUUGGUCAGGAAGAGGCCCCCACCUCCCCCACCCAAAAUGGCAGACAUAUCGGGAGAAGAGAAGAAGAAGCAGGAGAACAAGGCUCCGGACAAAGAAGCUAUCCUGAAGGCCACUGCCGGCCUCUCCACCCGCGAAACCGACCGCACCGUCGCCCAGCACAACAUCCGAGACUUUCAAACAGAACUCAGGAAGAUCCUUGUCUCACUUAUUGAAGUGGCACAGAAGUUGUUGGCUAUGAACCCUGAUGCAGUAGAACUAUUCAAGAAAGCCAAUGCCAUGCUGGAUGAGGAUGAAGAGGACAGAGUUGACGAGACGGCACUUCAUCAGCUGACUGAGAUGGGCUUCCCAGAGAGCCGGGCGAUCAAGGCACUGCGUCUGAACCACAUGUCCGUGACGCAGGCGAUGGAGUGGCUCAUCGAGCACGUGGACGACCCCACGGUAGACACCCCGCUGCCGGGCCAGGACGCCGCCGCCAUCGGAGCCGCCGCCAUCGGAGCCGCCGCCGCAGCCCCCCCCGAGCCCUCCAUCGCCGCGGCAGCAGCUGCCGCCGCCGCCGCCCCACCCCUGCUCCAGAGGCUCUCCUCCCAGUCCAGCACUGAGGACUCCAAGCCGGACGAGCUCACCGAGAUCUUCAAGAGGAUUCGCAGAAAAAGGGAGUUCAGGCCAGACUCACGGGCGGUGAUUGCGCUAAUGGAGAUGGGCUUUGAUGAGAAGGAGGUGAUCGACGCCCUUCGUGUGAAUAACAACCAGCAGGAUGCCGCGUGUGACUGGCUCUUGGGAGACAGGAAGCCCUCCCCGGAGGACCUUGACAAGGGCAUCGACACCAACAGCCCCCUCUUCCAGGCAAUAUUAGAGAACCCUGUUGUACAGCUGGGCCUCACAAACCCCAAAACACUGCUAGCCUUUGAGGACAUGCUGGAGAACCCGCUGAACAGCACCCAGUGGAUGAAUGACCCUGAGACGGGUCCCGUCAUGCUCCAGAUCUCUAGAAUCUUCCAGACGCUUAACCGCACGUAGGGCCUGGCUACUCCGGGAGGAAGGGCCGAGCUGCUCUCUGCCUCACUUUGUGAGGGAGUGGUGUGUGUGACGACUGAUACCUCCAUUUGCCUUGCAGAACUGGGGCUCGCAGGAGGAGGAGUGUGUGUGUGAUGAGUAGUGGAAGUAGGACUGCUAGGGGUUCCACAAAGACUCUUGCUCUCGCGCUUGCUCGCAAUUCAUAUAUAUAUAUAUAUAUAUGUAUGUAUAUAUAUAUAUAUAUAUAUAUAAUGUAUUCAUAUAUAUAUAUGUAUAUAUACAUAUAUAUAUUAUAUAUAUUCAUAUAUAUGUAUAUAUACAUAUAUAUGUAUAUUCAUAUAUGUAUAUAUACAUAUGUGUGUGAGUAUAUAUAUACAUAUAUAUAUAUAAAACAAAGGAAAAUGCUUGUAAAAAACAAUGUAAACUAUCAAUUAUUAUUGUUUUUUGUUUUUUACAUUUUAACAAGAAACAUUUUGAGUUAUAAUAGAUUUUUAAUUAAAUGUCACUCUGUCAAAAAAGAUGACAGUAGGUCAUCAAACAAAUGUUUACACUUCCAGAAAUGGCUUUGUUUUUUUUUUUUUGUUUAAGAUAUUUAAAGUAUCUCUCUGUGGCAACUUUGUUUCUCUCACAAUCAUACGUAUGUUGUGAGGGGUGAAUGUGUUUAUUUCUGUCACAGAACACGUCUCCUGUUUAGCACCGUCUCGUGUGUGUGUGUGUGUGUGUGUGUAAUCGUAUAACACCAGUUUGCAUGUGAAGUGGUGGAGAUUCAAAGCAGACGUGAGAAAGGUAAAUGAUUGAUCUCAUUUCGUCUGUAGAAUUCAUAGAUGCUCCAGCAUUCAGAAAAGCAAAAUGAUCAACAGUGGAGUUCCAUAUGGCAAGUAAAAGUGGAUUAAGAUGUCAUGUUGGGCAGAAGAAAACUGGUCCCACCACAUACUGGUCUUUCUACCCUAGUUCAUAUGGCACUCAUUUGGUACUGUAAAUGUACUUGGAAAUUGCAGUGACGUAUGGUUACUUGCUUAAAAGCUGUAUGUAAACAGCCCUGACCAGCUCUAGGCAUCACACAAAUAACCAAACAAAAGCCCAAAUACCCAUUUAAUUAAGCUUGAGACAGGAACUAGUCUUUGAAACUUCACUGUUGUUUGCCUUUGCUUGGUGAAUACACCAUUAAAACCUGGGAGCACCAGUACUAAUAACGAUGUGGCCCCACCCAUUUAUACAGCUAAGUGGGAGGAGUCCGUAGGUGUGGUACAGUGGAAGGUGCUUUGGAGUGUCAUUGCCAGUCAGAGUCUGAGCCAUGACAUUUUAAGUUUUGCUUCUUGAACUAUUUAUUUAAUUAACAAGCCUUACCUUUUAGAUGAUUUAAGUUGUUUUGUGUGUCUUUUUAUAUAGAUUUUAGGUCAUAGGAUUUGUUUUUGCAUUGUCUGAACAAUUCCUCACUACAAAGACCAUUAGCUAGGUCAUGAAUGUCCACGUUCUACCACUGUCCUCUAUGGCAUGCUGUUUUUUGUGUUUCUGUCCUGUGCUGUCAUGUCUGGGAGUCAAAAAUCAUUUUAUUUACAUGAGAACGCUUUUUCAAGAGUGACUCUGCAAGGUGUGCAGGAGGUAUGGGGAAUUUGCCGUUUAUGGUAAAUAAACCCUAACUUACUAUACAGAUUUCAUUUGAAAUAAAAAAAAAAGAAAAAGGAAAAUGGUUAAGUUAAAUUGAAUUUUAUGAUUUGGAGCAGUGUUUCCUGUUACAUCAGAAAUGGGAAAAUGUGUGUUUACCACAAGGUUAUGGGAAUACGUACCCAUAUUUUGUGUCCCUUUCACAGCUAUAGACUGUGCACAAGUAGCAUAUUGCACAUUCACUUUGACUGUCCACUGACCUGUCAUUGGUGUUAAUUAGCUCUCUUAGGAGGUAGAAGCUCAGAAUUCCUGUGCACCACAUGCUCUAUCAGUAUAGAAAUGAGAGUGGAAGUCCUGGAUGAAUGUUUAUGAAACCAUAGAGAGGCAGACAUCCUCCUUCCUCCUGUUCAUGUUGAUAUAGCGCGAGUAUUAUUCAGUGUGUUUUGUGCAUAGUGCCUGCAGUACCAGGUGCGUUCCUGGUGAUACCGCUCUCUUACCUGAGAAGACUGCAUUUACCAGCUUCAGUGUGGAGAACAAAGGCAGCUGGAAAAGCUGAGGUUGGCUUAACCAUUAAAAUUUGUAUUCCUCAGGUGCUCUGGCACCCUA